This is a messenger RNA of Penicillium manginii, 1128 nucleotides long. RefSeq lists its product as uncharacterized. NCBI's taxonomy places the organism in Eukaryota, Fungi, Ascomycota, Eurotiomycetes, Eurotiales, Aspergillaceae. The coding region runs from base 1 to 1128 and encodes 375 amino acids. Gene Ontology annotation, molecular function: protein-lysine N-methyltransferase activity. The transcript has a single exon. Gene Ontology annotation, biological process: peptidyl-lysine dimethylation. The record is from RefSeq and is a predicted model, not a curated record.
AUGCUGCGCUCCCGUCUGCAGCCCCUCCCCCGCCACCUUCAGCGUCCUUUCACAAUUGCUGCAUCGGACUUCGAACACAAUGGUCAAAACGAGGUAGAAGAAACACCCGAAGACUUCUUCGAGUGGUCCUUAGCCAGUCUCUUCCCAGACGAUGCCCCACAGUUCUUCGGCGAUCCAGGCCAGCAUCUUCUCUACUCGUCUCCAAGCUAUGGUGAUCUUGAGAUCGCAGUGCCUUCCUAUCCGACACAGAACAAAUCUGCCACUGAGGCGGCCACAGAACAGAAGACAGGUGCAGAUGAAAAAGUGUCAGUCCAAGAGGGACGGACACUAUUCGCACAUAUCGUCUGGAGCUCGGGCUUGGUCGCUGCAGAGGGCAUCGAGAACGCACAUCUUUACGAGACGAAUCCAACUGCAGUGGGAAGAGAUGCCUACCAGAUUUGGAAUGUCACGGGCCAGAGUGUGUUGGAGCUAGGCGCAGGUAAGUCACAACAUUUGGAGCUCAUCCUACUAUACUCGCUCUACCUUGCUCUACGGAGAAACUCCAAGAUAUCCCACUAUAUGAUACUGAUACUUGCUGCUUCGCCAGGUGCCGGACUUCCCUCCAUCACCAGCGCCCUUGCCAAUGCAUCCGCCGUUGUGGCAACGGACCACCCUCUGUCCCCCGCAUUGGCGGGUACCAUCCAAUUGAAUAUGGACCACAACCUACACAAUCGCUCUCCAAUACCCCCAGCCAAGAUUUCCAUUCAACCACAUGAGUGGGGCGUCUUGGAUGAUACAUUUUCCCAGCAGAACCGAGGUGCCUUUACCCGCAUCAUCGCCGCUGAUUGCUACUGGAUGAGAGCGCAGCACGAGAAUCUCGCCCGCACAAUGCGCUGGUUCCUAGCUCCCGGUGGCCAUGUGUGUGUAGUUGCAGCGUUCCAUACAGGCCGAGCCAUUGUCGCAGACUUCUUCAAAACAGCCCUCGAGAACGGCCUCAGGAUUGAAAGUAUCUUUGAGCGCGAUCUCACGGCACGACAUGAGGAUGGCCGUGAGAUCCGACGUGAAUGGUUGCCUAGGCGGGAUGACGACGGCCCUGAGACUCGUGCAAAGUGGUGUGCUAUUUGCGUAUUGAAGCGGGAGGAGGAGUAA